Molecule: messenger RNA, 3801 nt
Organism: Dermacentor silvarum
Lineage: Eukaryota; Metazoa; Arthropoda; Arachnida; Ixodida; Ixodidae
Product: retinal-specific phospholipid-transporting ATPase ABCA4-like
Exons: 17
Coding region: 1-3801 (1266 amino acids)
Biological process (GO): lipid transport; transmembrane transport
Cellular component (GO): membrane; intracellular membrane-bounded organelle
Molecular function (GO): ATP binding; ATP hydrolysis activity; ABC-type transporter activity
Source: RefSeq, a predicted model, not a curated record
AUGGCGCAUUGUGCCGAGAAAACUGGUUUGUCGGCAUCGACCCCUCCUUCAAAGAAUGUCGCCACCCUGUACGGAGGAGGUGAGGAGAAAUAUGGAUUAAAGCCGGUCCUGAACGACAUCAAUCUCAACGUUUUUGGCAAGCAAAUCACGGUGGUCUUCUCACCGCCCGACUCUGGCAAGACGACCAUGAUGAAGCUGAUCACGGGCUGUCUGGCGCCGGACAACGGCGCCAUCACCGUCGGCUCCUGCGACGUCGCGAACAACGCGGAGGGUGCGCGGAGAGUGCUCGCCUACUGCCCCUACAACGGCACUCUGUUCGACGACCUCACCGUGGAGGAGCACCUGACCUUCUUCGGAACGGCAAAAGGAGGCUUCGGGGACCAGGUGCGUCGCGAUGUGAGCCGCCUGAUGCGCGACACGGGCCUCUCCCGGUACCGCGGCUGGUACGUGGACCAGCUCAGCCCGGCACAGCAGCGCCUCCUCAGCGCCGCCACCGCCAUGAUGCCUUACGCAGAGGUGGAGAUGAUAGUGAUGGACGAGCCGACUCGCAACAUGGACCCUAGUAGUCGUCGCGAGCUGUGGGAGGUGUUGUUAAAGCUACGGCGCGAGAGAGGCGUUUUCCUCACCACGAGCGACUACGCCGAGGCCGAGGCCUUGGCCGACCGCAUUGUGGUCCUCAACCGAGGAACGAUCUUCUGCGCCGGCUCGCCUGAGUACAUCAAGAGCCAGUUCGGCAUGGGAUACCUGCUCCGUCUGGAAAAAGGUCGCGGGUACCGGGCGGCUGCCGUGGACGCGCUCAUCUACAAGCAGGCGCCGGCGGCCGGGAAGGCUGAGGAGAACGCCUCGAGCGUCGUCUAUCGCCUCACCGGCUUCUCGGAUCUGCUCGCCAGCCUCAUGCGCGACAUCCUGUACGACCUCGAGAAGAGCAAGCGCACAUUGGGCGUCGCUCGGAUCGGCAUCAAGGUCACCACGAUGGAGGACGUGCUGCAAGGCAUCAGCGACAGGCGCUCCACGCCGUCUUCCCGAGACCAGAGCGUCUUCUCGCGCAAGGGUGAGGCCCCAUCGUCGAAAGAACCGAGCGUGGUGGCAGCCAAGGCCGACGUCGGGUGGCUCCUGCCAGUCUCCGCCGGCGGCAUGGCGGCCCUGAAGAUGCUGCGCGGCCGCAGCCGCGACGAUCCGUCGUCGGUGUCCACAGUGCGCGCGCUGAUGCACAAGCGGCUGCUCGACUGGACCCGCUCGGUGGCGCUGCGCUCGCCGUACUGGCUGCUGCCCAGCGCGCUCCUCCUGCUCGGCGGCUACUGCGAGAAUGCCCUGCUGGCCAGCGUGCCCACUUUGCGCACCACGCUCACCUACGACGUGCAGGAAAUUGUGGGGCCCGCCAUCGGCUUCUGCGGGGCCACCCAGAACGGCAGCUUGCGGGCAUUGGUGAUGCAGCGUGUGUGUCCCCUGCUGGAAGGGAGCGGCGUCCGACUGCGCAGCAUCGACCUGACCCAGGUGGAGUCGCAGCUGCUCUCCCUGGCCGCCGACGACGUCCGCGAUUACGUGUUCCGGUACACGAUGGGCGUGGUCACCACCGACCGCGAACGCAGGUUCGCGCUUUGGUUCAAUGGCCAGAAUCCACACUCUGCUCUGCUGGCCCUGAACCUUCUGCACAUAGCGCUGCUUCGCGACAUCACCGGUGACCCAGAGUCCUUCGUGCGGCUCACCAACACUCCUGACAACUUCCAGGCCGUGGAGUCUGAGGACACGCUGCUGAACUUCUUCCGCGAGUUCGAGCUGUCGAGAGUGCGCCGCGAGAGCGCAGGCUACGUGGUGCACGCGGUGUUGGUGCGCGUGCUGUGCGCCGUGUUCCUGCCCGCGGCGCUGUGCUACCACGCGGCGCACUUCGUGCUGCCCGUGCUGGUGGAGCGCAUGUCGGCCGCCAAGCACCUGCAGCUCAUGGCCGGGCUGUCGGGUGCCGUCUACUGGCUCGGCCACUUGCUCUUCGACGUGCUCCUCUGCGUCGCGCAUGCACUCCUCUUCACCGCAGCGGCCGUCGCCUUCCGCUCGUUCCUCGGAUGGCCCUACAUCCGCGUGUUCGGCGCACUUCUGACGACCGCGGCCGACAUGCUGGCGUUCUCGGCGAGCCCUCCGACGCUGCAGGUGUUGAUCGAGAUCGUGAUGACUGUGCCCAUCCGGUGGCUGCCCACUUACAUCGUCACCAGGGGAUUCACCAAGCUGAUCCUGCUACACAAAGAGAGCCUGAUAUGCGCAGAAGGUGGUCUCCUGCUGAAGCGCUACUGCGAGAAGAACUUCCUGCGCUUCACGACUAGCCUGGCACAGUGCUGCCCGCAGUAUGGAGAGCCCCACCCCAAGCGCGAGCAUCGCAGCGUCGAUGAGCCCCUGAGCGCGAGCUUCCACUCGGGCUUCUUCGAGCUGUCGGCGCUAUUCCUGGAGGCGUGCUUUUGCUUCGCCGCGGCCGCCUUCCUGGACUCGGACCUGCUGCAGCGCCUCUGGUCCCACCUGGAAACGGGCCGCGAAUCCUACGAGUACGCGCAGCCCACCGUCGACGCCGACGUGCGCAAGGAACGCAAGCUGGUCGACGACAUCUGUAACCAGCGCGCCUUCGCCCAACACGCGCUCGUCGUACACUGCUUGAGCAAAGCGUACGGCUUCCUGCAGCCCCGGCUUGCCGUCGACGACGUCAGCUUCGCCUUGCGCCGUGGCGAAUGCUUGGGCCUCGUCGGCGUCCUCGGCACGGGCAAGUCCACGCUUCUGGGCGUGCUCGGUGGAGAGCUGUUCCCUUCGUCCGGCGACGCUUACAUGAGCUCGCUGUCGCUCACGCGCCACUACCGACAGUGGAUGCAGAGCGUCGGCUACGUCCCCUACGAUUGGGGCCUCGUGGACGGGCUCACUGGACGCGAGAUGAUAUGCGUGCUCGCCACGCUUCGAGGCGUGCAGGAUGUGCCCCGGACCACGGCCUGUGCGCUGCGGGUUGUCGAGCUGGCCGAACCAGACGCGCCCAUCGCGUCGUACGGCGCGGGCGCCAAGACACAGCUCUCUCUGGCCUUGGCACUUAUGUCCCUUCCCAGAGUAUACCUGCUCGACUUGCCGGAGCUGGACGCGCCUUCGCGCAUCGUGGUGCGCCGCGUCCUGGAACUCCUGCGGCCCACGAGCAGUGUUGUGCUGACGUGCGAGCACUUGCACCACUUCGAAGGUGUCUGCGACCGCAUCGCCAUCCUGGUAGCAGGGCGCAUCGAGUGCCUCGGCUCGCUGAAGGAUCUGAGCGAUAAGUAUUGCCGCGGCACGACCAUCGUCAUAUACACGUACCCUGACCGCAAGUACGACGUGGACCACCAGCGCUUCAUCGCAAUCGAAAUGAUUGAACACUUCCCGACGUGCACGCUGGAGCGUUGCUACGAGGGUCAGCUCGAGUUUCGCAUCGCCGAGACGCAGGCCAGCCUCGGCGAGAUGUUCGACCGCUUGCUGUACAUCAAGCGGAGACGCAAGUUCCACCUUUUCUACGUCAGCGACACCACCAUGGACCAGAUAUUCGCCAGCCUGGGCCGAAAGCACGCCGGCCUACAGUGCACUCGUGUGGUGUCGCACGUUCAUCUGGGCGCCACGCGUGUGGUGGCGCACGUUCGGCGGGGCGAGCACGACACGAGUGCGCGUCACCGUGCCACCGCGGGAUCGACGGUGGAGCGCGGUGUGAUCCCAUCGAGCAGCGCGCGGCAGCAGACGACGAAAAGCGGGCCGCUCAAUUCAGGCGCCAUUUUGGAACAGGCGGUGGCGAUGGAAGCCGCGUCUCUGCAUGACUAG